Messenger RNA from Lasiodiplodia theobromae, 1098 nucleotides. RefSeq lists its product as uncharacterized. The coding region runs from base 1 to 1098 and encodes 365 amino acids. NCBI's taxonomy places the organism in Eukaryota, Fungi, Ascomycota, Dothideomycetes, Botryosphaeriales, Botryosphaeriaceae. The transcript has a single exon. The record is from RefSeq and is a predicted model, not a curated record.
AUGCACCAUACCCCCUUCAAUUUUCAGUUCGAUAUGAACCACUUUGGCGAUUUGUCAGAUUGUGCGGGCUCGAUAGAGCCAUCGGUGGGCGGCGCCAAGGGCAACGAGGACAUUGAAAUGUCAGCAACUGAGACUUCGACGUGUCCGAAGGAAGACUGCACGAGGAAGCUCACCUCUCUGGCAGUCGAGUUCCAGCGGCACCUCAUGCUUAUAAACAGCUACUCGACGGGGGCCGGCGCCGAUGCCCAACACUGGCUCAGCACCUACCCCAUCGGGGAGAUUCUGUGCCUGUCCGGAGAUUUUGCCAGCCUCCUCAAACCGGAGCUUUACCAACACGGACGUGGAGCGUCCGUCUCAAUAUGCGAGAACGACGGCGUCCGGCCGCCGAGCUGCACGCAAGUGGGUCAUAAAGAGAGACACGACACCAUCGGAUCGGAUGUAGCACAUCGCAACCAUCCACACACGCCGGAGUCGAUGUCAUCAGCAUCCACUCCCAGCCCCACCACAUCCUCCUCCUCUCGCCCCUCCUCAUCCUCCGUCUCCGUCUCCACCACCUCCAACGGCGUGGACACGCCGAUGGCCCUGCUGAUCCUCAACUGCUACGUCUCCAUGAUCCGCAUCUACAGCGCGCUCUUCGCCCACCUAUACGCGCAUCUGGGGCGGUCGGCAGCAGGGGUAGGCCUGUCGUCGCGCACCGAUCCCGGCUUGAAAUUCGGCGAGCUGCCGGCCGCCGGCGACGACGUGUCGCUGCGGACGUAUACGGCCGUGCGGCUAUUACUGGCCGCGCUGCAGCACAGCGAGGAGCUGCUCGAUCUGCCCGACGACCUGCGGUGCGUGCUUAAUGCGUCCGCCGCACCUAAUGACCGAGAAGAAGCCGCGUCGUCGAGCAGCGAGGCAUCAUCGGGCAGUGAAGCAGAGCAGCAGCGCUUGGACCUGGCCGAAAGGGUUGGUCGGGAGAUGAUUGCGUCGGAGCUGGCGCGGGCCGUGUUCAGGCAGGAGGCGCAGAUGAGUGCCGAACUCGGUGGAGGGGGGUUGAUGCUGUUGAGGAAGAAUAUCGAGGGGGUGAAGACGUCGCUCAGGCAGCGCAUGCAGUUGUGA